UCGUUGCGUUGCUGUGCAGUGGUAGUGCGGAAAGCAGAAUAGAACGAGCUCAAUUUCUUCGGCCAAACGCAAAGAAAUCGCAGUCAGCUUGACUAACGAUUGAGAUUGAAGACAUACAGUAAAUCCGUUCGCAGCAGGCCCCGACUUUGCAAAGUUUUCAUACAAGAAAACAGGAAGUGAAAAGUGAGCCCGUACGCCACAACGCCACAGUACAAAGAGGAUCGCACUCUUCAAAUGGCCGACAGCAAGAACGACGAUUUGGCAACCGCCAUUCUGAAGCGCAAGGAUCGCCCGAACCGAUUGAUCGUCGAUGAAGCCGCCAACGAUGAUAAUUCGGUUAUUUCAUUGUCACAGGCGAAAAUGGAUGAACUGGAGUUGUUCCGGGGCGAUACCGUGCUGUUGAAAGGCAAGCGGCGCAAGGAAACGGUUUGCAUCGUGCUGUCGGAUGAAAACUGUCCCGACGAGAAGAUUCGCAUGAACCGCGUGGUGCGUAACAAUCUGCGCGUCUGGCUCGGCGACGUGGUGAUGAUUCAAUCUUGCCCGGACGUAAAGUACGGCAAGAGGGUCCAUAUCCUACCGAUCGACGACACGGUCGAGGGACUGACCGGUAACAUGUUCGAUGUUUACCUGAAGCCGUACUUCCUCGAGGCGUACCGUCCGAUCCACAAGGAUGACACGUUCAUCGUGCGUGGUGGUAUGAGGGCGGUAGAGUUCAAGGUGGUCGGGGCCGAUCCGGCACCAUACUGUAUCGUCGCGCCGGAAACGGUUAUCCAUUGCGAGGGCAAUCCGAUCAAGCGCGAAGAGGAAGAGGAAACGCUGAACGCCGUUGGGUAUGAUGAUAUUGGCGGUUGCCGGAAGCAGCUGGCACAGAUUAAGGAGAUGGUUGAGCUGCCUCUGCGCCAUCCGUCGCUAUUCAAAGCCAUUGGCGUGAAACCUCCGCGCGGUAUUCUCAUGUACGGUCCGCCCGGUACGGGUAAAACACUGAUUGCCCGGGCCGUGGCCAACGAAACGGGUGCGUUCUUCUUUUUGAUCAACGGGCCCGAGAUCAUGUCGAAACUGGCAGGCGAGUCGGAGUCGAACCUGCGGAAGGCUUUCGAAGAGGCGGAGAAAAACUCGCCCGCGAUCAUCUUCAUCGACGAGAUCGAUGCGAUUGCUCCGAAGCGUGAGAAAACACACGGUGAGGUCGAACGUCGGAUCGUGUCCCAGCUCCUAACGCUGAUGGACGGCAUGAAGAAGAGUGCGCACGUGAUCGUGAUGGCCGCAACCAAUAGACCGAACUCGAUCGACCCGGCGUUGCGUCGUUUCGGGCGCUUCGAUCGUGAAAUCGACAUCGGCAUUCCGGACGCGACGGGCCGUCUGGAGGUGCUGCGGAUUCACACGAAAAACAUGAAGCUUGCCGAAGAUGUCGACCUCGAGCAGAUUGCUGCGGAAUCGCACGGUCACGUCGGAGCGGAUCUGGCUUCGCUCUGCUCGGAGGCUGCUCUGCAGCAAAUCCGAGAAAAGAUGGAUCUGAUCGAUCUUGAGGACGACCAGAUCGAUGCCGAGGUGCUGAACUCGCUCGCCGUAUCGAUGGAAAACUUCCGGUACGCGAUGACCAAAUCGAGCCCAUCGGCGCUGCGUGAAACCGUUGUCGAGGUGCCGAACACGACGUGGACCGACAUUGGUGGGCUGGAGAACGUGAAGCGAGAGCUGCAGGAACUGGUACAGUACCCCGUCGAGCAUCCGGACAAAUUUCUCAAGUUCGGCAUGCAACCAUCGCGCGGCGUGCUGUUCUACGGACCGCCCGGUUGCGGUAAGACGCUGCUCGCCAAAGCCAUCGCCAACGAGUGCCAGGCGAACUUUAUCUCCGUCAAGGGUCCGGAGCUGCUGACGAUGUGGUUCGGCGAAUCGGAGGCAAACGUGCGCGAUAUUUUCGACAAGGCACGGUCGGCCUCGCCGUGCGUGCUGUUCUUCGACGAGCUGGACAGCAUCGCGAAAUCGCGUGGCGGCAACGUGGGCGAUGCCGGUGGAGCCGCGGAUCGUGUGAUCAACCAGAUUCUGACCGAGAUGGAUGGUAUGGGUGCGAAGAAGAAUGUGUUCAUCAUCGGCGCCACUAACCGGCCGGACAUUAUCGAUCCCGCCAUUCUGCGCCCCGGCCGUCUCGAUCAGUUGAUCUACAUUCCGCUGCCGGAUGAGAAGUCGCGCGAAGCGAUCCUUCGCGCCAAUCUGCGCAAAAGCCCCGUGGCCGACGACGUCGAUCUGAACUACGUCGCGAAGGUGACGCAAGGCUUUUCGGGGGCUGAUUUGACGGAAAUUUGUCAGCGUGCCUGUAAGCUCGCGAUCCGUCAGGCGAUUGAGGCGGAGAUUCGACGCGAGCGAGACCGUGCGGCAAACCAGAGCUCGGCAAUGGACAUGGAUGAGGAGGAUCCGGUGCCGGAGAUUACGCGUGAUCAUUUCGAGGAAGCGAUGAAGUUUGCCCGUCGAUCGGUUUCCGACAACGACAUUCGCAAGUAUGAAAUGUUUGCCCAAACGCUGCAACAAUCGCGCGGUUUCGGCACCAACUUCCGGUUCCCAUCCGGCCAGGGUAACAACAGCGCGCAGGGUCAAGGAUCGUCGCAACCGACGAGCAAUAAUCCAGGCGACAAUGGGGACGACGAUCUUUACAGUUAGAUUUGCUAAUAGCUUUUUUGCCACCUCCGUUCUCAUACAGUUCGGGCAGAUUAGCUAUUAGAGUUAGCUGCUGCUGCUCGAUGGAAUCAUCGUUGCUCCGGCCAGCGACCGGCUCUACCGUAAGACCACCAUAAACAUAAACCGCCUACUUCUCCAUCAUUCUAGCCACUCAAGUAAAACUUUUCUGUUUUCAUCCUUCUGAGCAAUUCUUUUUUUAUCAUCCACCCGUUCUUUUUCCGUCUUCGUAAAUUACUUGUAUGAUGGUGUCUUACUGAUCUUGAAUUCCAAUACUAAUUUAAACCAAUACAACAUGCAACGUGUACGCUGUAGUAACAACGAGCCCGAAUUCAAAUAAUGGGCAGGUUCGUUGCAUGUAAGCCCGCUGUGGUCUGUCUUAAGAGACUGGCAGCUGGUUAUCUGCAUGCGACACUGAUGGCACGUCCCAAAAGACUCGACUGAAAAGUAAACGGUUGGGCGGUAACUAAUUGAAAUGCGUUUUCUUGCUUGUUUUCUGCGGUGACAUUCACUCUUUCUUCACACACUGCAGUCUUCUCCUUUUCCCCACUGUCCGAUUUCUCAUUUCGGAGAAUUAUGUGUAAUCGCGUAUGGAUCGUAGUAGAAAUAAUUACCGGAAAAACUGUCAUUCAUUUAAGCGAAACUUAACGUGGGGUUCCAGACCUCCACACAUUGCCGAAGUAAAGUUCGGAAAGACGCGUUGUCUUGCAUGGGACUGUAUGGGACACUCGGUGUCUAUCCCAUGCAAGACAACGCGUCUUUCCCAACUUUACUUCGGGGGUGUGUGGAGACCUUCCCUUGUCGAUAAUUGUAACGAAGGAAGAGUUUCUGCAACGGUUUCUCCUCUGACCGUAUCGCACUUCUUCUGCAAAAACGAGGACAAGUAAAAGAGGUGAAGGUGAAGGAACACGACGGUGUCGAAGUAGAACGCCGCCACAGGCCACUACCCCUCUUGUGUGUGGUAUAGUUUUCUUAUUCUUUAGGAUGGAACGAAAAGCAAGAGAAAGUAAGCCCGCUGAAACCUUUAAAUUGUAUUUUUACGGGGAACGAAAAUAACACAUAAGAUGAAGUGAAGUGGAUGAGAAAUAAACCACAAAAAAAAUAAAAUAAAUCACAAAAAUGAG
Molecule: messenger RNA, 3788 nt
Organism: Anopheles cruzii
Lineage: Eukaryota; Metazoa; Arthropoda; Insecta; Diptera; Culicidae
Gene: TER94
Product: transitional endoplasmic reticulum ATPase TER94
Exons: 5
Coding region: 235-2649 (804 amino acids)
Biological process (GO): mitotic spindle disassembly; retrograde protein transport, ER to cytosol; autophagosome maturation
Cellular component (GO): nucleus; VCP-NPL4-UFD1 AAA ATPase complex; cytosol
Molecular function (GO): ATP hydrolysis activity; polyubiquitin modification-dependent protein binding; ATP binding
Source: RefSeq, a predicted model, not a curated record